AUGUCACGGUCAGUGAUUCCACCAUUAUCACAUCCACCUGGAGUGUCAUCUCAACAGACUAUUGAUGUUUUGGAGGAGAGGCUUUCUGCUGCCGAAGUGGAGACAAGAGAGUUGAUCGAUCAUUUGUCUGGUAUGGGUUUUGGUCAACAUGUCCACCCUGCUGAAAGGGACAUAGAUAGUCAGGACAUGAAAAUGAAGGAACCAAUUGCGCCGUACAAAGCAAGAAUUGCAGAUGUUGAUAUCUUGCAAGAUAGCUAUGAAACUUUGGUAUCGAGAGUUUGCAAAACAGAAAGUGCCAUUCAAACAUUAAAGUUAAAUUUAGUUAACAUACAGGGACAGCAAGAUCUGAUUCCCAAACUACACGACGAGACAGAGGAUAAAUAUCAGUUAUUGAAAGAGGCGUGUGAAAAUGAACUUGGAAAAUUCCGUCGAGAAACAGAGGACUUACAGGAAGAACUUAAGCAGGAAUCUGACUCCAAAAGCAGAGCACAAGAGGAAGUGAAAGAACUACGACUCGCGUUAGAGGAAGCAACCGCUACUAGGGCAGAGGCAGCAGUAUCAGCAGAAGAGAUGGUGACAGGCAAACAGAAGAUGGAAAAAAAGCUGUCAGAAGUUAGAGAGGAGUUGGAGAGAGAGAAGAGUAUUCGCUGCAGCCUGGAGGAAUCUCAUAAUACCUUACUGGGACGAGUGCGAGAGAUGGAGAGUAUGGUGGAAUCUGAACGGAAAGAGGUGAAAUCUUUAACAGCUGACUGUACAAAUCUACGCAAUGAUGCGCUACGAGUCCGUGAAGAAUUACGCCAAGAACAGAAUCGAUCAGAAAUGGCGGAGACAGGAUUCGUUCAGACAAUGGAAGAAUUAGAGCGUAUGAAAAAGUCACACAGUUCAGCCGAAUCAGACCGACAGUUACUUGUGACGGAAUUAAGUCGACUACGGACUCAGUAUGAGGAUCUUAUCAAACAGUUGGAGCAAACCCAAGUCAUCGUUGACCAACAGAAGAUUGGGAAUAAAGAACUUACAGAGAAAACAGAACAUCUCAAUACCAUAGUACGGACGCACCAGGAGGAAAAAGAUAGGCUGCGAAGUAUGCAUGCCAAGGAACUUGAUGCAGAACGGUCACGGUUGGCUGAGAAGCAAGCUGUAGAGGAUGAAGCCUUGGAAUAUAAACUCAAGUUUAAUGAAUCAGAUUCUCAAAACCAGGCGCAGAAGAAAAAGAUUGUGGCCCUGGAGAAGGAGUUAGCGUCCAUGACAAAGACGACUAAAGCAAGAGAUGAAGAGUACACUGAUGCAGCAGACAGACUUCAGAAGGAACUAAAUUCUCUGCAGCUCCAACUCGAGGUCUUACAGAAGGAGAAAAACCGUGCAACCAAGGACAAAGAAAAUCUCCUAGAGGAGGUAAAUCAAACAGUUGAUGGAAUGGUGGAAGAAAGGUCAAAACUUCAGGGAGAUGUUCAACAGGCAAAGAUGGAACUAGAGGCCACAGCCCGCACAAAACGACAGCUGGAGCUAGAAAACACAACAUUACUGGAGCGAAUUGCUGGCUACGAAACACAAAAGGUUGCUAACACUAAGAUCGAGGAUACCAUGAAGGACAUGAUGGAACAGAAAAAUAAAUUAGCAUAUGAAAAUGGUCGCCUUCAGUCUCAAGUGUCACAGUUGACCGCACAGUUGGACGUCCUGACAGGCUCACACACUGAAGUCUCUCAAUAUCGCAAACAAAGUCAGGAUCUCCAGAAAAAAUGGGAUAAGGCGCAGAAAGAGAUAAGCGAGUUAAAGGUACGUGUCCAUGCACAAGAGAGUCAACUGAUGAUGUCACAAGGAAGUCUAGAGUCACGUGAACGUGAUUUCCUCGAGCUGCGUGUAGCGAAGGACCAAGCUAUUCGUGAGAAAGAACGCCUUCUGAACCAGCUUCAUGACCUCGAUCAGAGGGACAAACCAAAGGUGGAAGGUCUUCAGAAAAACCUACAGGAUGCUAAGACAGUGAACAAGGAAAUCGGUAACACGCUGGAGGCAGUGAUGUCUUCCCAUUCUCAACUACAGACGGUCGUUGAGGACCUACAAGUACAGCUUGGCAAGAAAGAUACACAGAUAGCCCAGCUGAAGAUAAGCAAAAACAAAAAGGAAGAAGAUUGGAAGAUGGAGUUGCGUCUAUUUGAGGAGAGAAUGGAGAACCUCAGAGAGGAACUUCGUAAAGAACGUGAAAAAUCUUACAAAAAAACAAGUCGUGACAUUGCUGAAAUAAAAAAACAGAAUGACAAUUUACAGAACAGAAAUAUGGAACUUGUGAAGACCAACACAGAGCUACGACACAAAGUUACAGAGAAUGAAAGCAUGGUUAAGGAUCUGAAGGAGAAGGUGGCAGACCAGAAACGUAAAAACGAUUAUCUUUACCGAUCUAAACGGGAUCUGGAAGACAAUGUGGACAAAGUCAAGGAAAUGCGGUCAGAGAUAGAAGAUUUAGAAAGAUUGAGGGACGAGUACAUGAAAAGGAAUCACGACCAAGGUGAGAUGAUCAACACAUUUAUGAACCAGAUUGCCUGCCUCCAAUCGGAGCUGAGAAACCUCGCCCAAGCACAGUCACAAACCAGUAGUUUAAUCAACCAACGAGAGGAGGCUCUGGAGAAAGAGAGGCUCUACAAGGAAGACUCCCGCCGCAAGUACAAGGUACACAGUAGCAAACCUCCGGAGACAAAGCGACAGAAGGAAGAGAUCGAGAGAAUGAGAAAACAGGCAGAGGAACGACUAAAAAUGGCACAGGAUGAAUCUGCAGAGAUAUCAAUACAUCUGUCUGAUGCUCAUAAUUGGUUUAGGUCCAAAUUCAACAAACUUCAAGAUGAAAUUUUAUCCUCAAAAAAAACACAGUCUGACCUCGAAGAAGAAAACCGGGAUCAAAAAAAGCAACUAGAGUCCGAACAACUGAAAGCCCAGCAAGCUGCAGAACGAGCGAAGGAGAUGAUCCGGGCCAUGGAAGCUUUAAUGGAAGAAAGGAAAGCCAAGAAGGGGGCAAGUCGCCACACUAUUAGUCAGCUGGCUGAUUACAGCACUAUGGCAGACAGCGAAGUGAGAGAAGAGAUGGCUCGGCUACAGCGAGAAGUCCAAAAACAGAAGGAUCACGCCAAAUAUAUAGAAAUGAAACAUGAAAAAUACAAGGAGGCAAGUUCAAGACAAUUAGAAAAUUUAUUAAAAGACUUUGGUCGAUGAUACAAG
This is a messenger RNA of Ylistrum balloti, 3204 nucleotides long. RefSeq names its product coiled-coil domain-containing protein 150-like. The coding region runs from base 1 to 3198 and encodes 1065 amino acids. Lineage: Eukaryota; Metazoa; Mollusca; Bivalvia; Pectinida; Pectinidae. The transcript has 21 exons. The record is from RefSeq and is a predicted model, not a curated record.